Molecule: messenger RNA, 2289 nt
Organism: Suricata suricatta (meerkat)
Lineage: Eukaryota; Metazoa; Chordata; Mammalia; Carnivora; Herpestidae
Gene: COQ8B
Product: coenzyme Q8B
Exons: 15
Coding region: 166-1764 (532 amino acids)
Biological process (GO): ubiquinone biosynthetic process
Cellular component (GO): extrinsic component of mitochondrial inner membrane
Molecular function (GO): kinase activity
Source: RefSeq, a predicted model, not a curated record
UCUUGUGAGGGCCUAGCAACAGAGAGGAAGGCGGUGCCUAGCAACGAGGGGGGGCGCUCCGUGGAGUGGAAGGGUAGCCCUGGAGGAUCUGUGGGGUCUAGCAACCUGGGAGGACCCUAGCAACGGUGGGGAGUGGGACAGAGCGAAAGUGGAUUUUUGGAGACGAUGUGGCCGGAGGUGGGGGGUUUACUGCGGGGGACUUGUGGACAACUGGGCCGGACAGUUGGUUUGCCUUGUGAGGCCCUGGGGCCUGGGCCUCACUGGUGGGGGCCAUGUGGGGGUUCUUGGGCUCAAAUGUUCCAUAAGGAUGGGCCUGGCAGAGGCCUGGGUGAGGAGGACAUUCGCAGGGCACGGGAGGCCCGGAUGAGGAAGACACCCCGGCCCCAGCUGAGUGACCGCUCUCAAGAACGCAAGGUGCCCGCUUCCCGCAUCAGCCGCUUGGCCAACUUUGGGGGACUGGCUGUGGGCUUGGGGCUGGGAGCGCUGGCGGAGCUGGCCAAGAAGUCCCUGUCAGGAGGACGUCUACCGUCAGACAGCAGCUCCGGGCCAGGCUCCAGUCCCUUCCUGUCAGAGGCCAAUGCCGAGCGGAUCGUGCAGACCUUGUGUACGGUGCGGGGGGCCGCCCUCAAGGUCGGCCAAAUGCUCAGCAUACAGGACAACAGCUUCAUUAGUCCCCAGCUGCAGCGCAUCUUCGAGCGGGUCCGCCAGAGCGCCGACUUCAUGCCCCGCUGGCAGAUGCUGAGAGUUCUCGAAGAGGAGCUGGGCAGGGACUGGCAGGCCAAGGUGGCCUCUUUGGAGGAGGUGCCCUUUGCCGCGGCGUCGAUCGGACAGGUGCACCAGGGCACGCUGAGGGAUGGGACGGAGGUGGCCGUGAAGAUCCAGUACCCAGGCGUUGCCCAGAGCAUCCAGAGUGACAUCCAGAACCUGCUGGCGGUGCUGAAGAUGAGCGUGGCCCUGCCUGAGGGCCUGUUUGCUGAGCAAAGCCUGCAGGCCUUGCGGCAGGAGCUAGCUUGGGAGUGUGACUACCGCCGUGAGGCGGCGUGUGCCCAGAACUUCAGGCAGUUGUUGGCGGGUGACCCCUUCUUCCGAGUGCCAGCUGUGAUUGAGGAGCUGUGCACGACACGGGUGCUGGGCAUGGAACUGGCUGGAGGGGUCCCCCUGGACCAGUGCCAGGGCCUGAGCCAGGACCUCCGGAACCAGAUCUGCUUCCAGCUCCUGAGGCUGUGUCUGCGGGAGCUGUUUGAGUUCCGGUUCAUGCAGACGGACCCCAACUGGGCCAACUUCCUCUAUGAUGCCUCCAGCCACCAGGUGACCCUGCUGGACUUUGGUGCAAGCCGGGAAUUUGGGACUGAAUUCACAGACCAUUACAUUGAGGUGGUGAUGGCAGCAGCCAAUGGAGACAGAGACCGGGUCCUGCAGAAAUCCCGGGACCUCAAGUUCCUCACAGGCUUCGAAACCAAGGCAUUCUCGGAUGCCCACGUGGAGGCGGUGAUGAUCCUGGGGGAGCCCUUCGCCACCCAGGGCCCCUACGACUUUGGGGCAGGUGACACUGCCCGCCGGGUGCAGGGUCUCAUCCCCGUGCUGCUGCAGCACCGGCUGCGCCCGCCGCCUGAGGAGACCUAUGCCCUGCACCGCAAGCUGGCAGGGGCUUUCCUGGCCUGCGCCCGCCUCCGCGCCCACAUCGCCUGCCGGGACCUCUUCCAGGACACCUACCACCGCUACUGGGCCAGUCGCCAGGCCGAGCCUCUGCCUGCAGCCUCCUGACCAGAAGGGACAUGGGUUCAGACCCUUUAGAUGGCCUCCAUCCCAGGAUUCUGAUCCCAAAGCAGGCCACCCACUGCUGUGAUGCCUCCUUCCCAUUCCCCUGCAGGUCUGGGGACCACCCAUCGGACUUCCCAGGCUUGCCUAGCUCCCUUCCUUGGCGCUGGGGAAACCUCUGGCUAGGGAACUCCCAACUUGACACUCCCAUAUCUUGAUCUUCCUACUCCCAUGUGGGCAUCCAGGAACUCUACUUCAGGGAUUAACUUAUUUUUGCCAACAUUUAAGAGUCUUAGGCCCUCUGCCCCCAGUCAUGCAGAUCCAGACUCAUCUAGAUGGGGAGCCCCACACCUCUGCGUCAGGUCUUGCACAGAUGUGGCCAGUGAAAGGGGAGGGGCGGUGAUUGGUGGAGGCAACCCUCAUCUUUGCUGCCCUCAUCCCUCCACCCGCCUCCAUCCUUUCUGUGUGUUGGGGAGGGGGUAAGGGAGGGUGUUUGAAACUUCAGUCAGAAUAAAAGUGGCUCUCCCCUUC